Messenger RNA from Alosa alosa (allis shad), 894 nucleotides. Its product is annotated as leukotriene B4 receptor 1-like. Gene Ontology annotation, cellular component: membrane. Gene Ontology annotation, biological process: immune response; G protein-coupled receptor signaling pathway. The transcript has 2 exons. The annotation marks the transcript as partial. Lineage: Eukaryota; Metazoa; Chordata; Actinopteri; Clupeiformes; Clupeidae. The record is from RefSeq and is a predicted model, not a curated record. Gene Ontology annotation, molecular function: G protein-coupled receptor activity.
AUGGAACUAAACACCACUACCUUUAACGGGAGUACCUGGGGUGCCAAGGAGGUCAUCCCUGUGGUGGUCCUGGGCCUGUGUGCCGUGGUGGGUCUGCCCAGCAACAUUGCAGUGAUCAUCGCCAUCGUCCGCAACAUCAGAGGACAGAACAUGAGCUUCACCUUGAAGCUCAUGCUUAGCCUUUCUGUGUGUGACACACUGUCCCUGUUGACGAUUCCCGUUUGGAUCUAUGCACUGCUCAAGGGCUGGUCUCUUGGUGACUGGUGGUGUAAGCUGUUCAGCUAUCUAGUUUACUGGAGCCUGUAUGCCAGUGUGCUCAUCGUUACCUCCAUGAGCGUGCACCAUCACAACAUAAUGAAAGCAAAAAGGCCCAACCGGCAGCUGAUGGAGCGGCUACAGAGACGGCGUAAGCAUGUUUGGCUCGCUGCCCUCUGGGUCGUAGCAGGCCUUCUUGCCUUGCCUAUCAUCCCAACACGUGGUGUCGUUGCUAAAAUUGGUGGUCUGAGAUGUCAAAAGGUAGAUGGAAAGUGGCAGAAAGUGUCUGUCCUUCUGUACGAAGUUCUGUUUGGCUUCGCCAUCCCGUUCUCUGUCCUGGUGACUUCCUAUCUGUGCCUAUACAAGAAAGUGCCCAAGGCCAACCUCUUAAGUACACAGAGGAUGACCAGACUUGUAGUUAGCAUUGUGGUGGUCUUUUUUUUAUUUUGGAUGCCAACACAUAUUAUCAACAUUGUGGAUAUUGUCGCCAUAUUGACUAAAAACUCUAACCAUGAUAAGUACAAGCAGGCAAAACAUGUACGGAGGAUGGCAGGGGAUUUUGCCAAGACUCUUUCUUACAUGAACUGUUGUUUGGACCCAUUCCUCUAUGCCUUUGCCUCAAGAUUUUUGGAGUGCAGG